AUGCAUUCAGUCAGCCACUAUCUAUCGUUCACUCUAAUUCAGUUCAUUCAAUCUAUCUAUCUAUCUAUCUAUCUAUCUAUCUAUCUAUCUAUCUAUCUAUCUAUUGUAUGCAUGCGAGUUUCUAUCUACCUAGAUAUCUAUAUUUUUUCCAUACAUGUAUGUAAAAGGAUAUAUAUGUACAAUUUUAUCUAUCUAUUCAUCUAUCUAUCUAUCUAUCUAUCUAUCUAUCUAUCUAUCUAUCUAUCUUCAUUCUAUCUCUAUCUAUAUAUUAUAUAUAUUUAUUUUUAUAUAUCUCUAUGUAUAACAUUUCAUUCAUCAUUAUAUGUAUCUAUUAUCUAUGCUAUCUAUCUAUCUAUCUAUCUAUAUAUAUAUCAUAAAUAUUAUUCUAUAUCAUUUUUCUCUUCGGCACCCAACUUAUCUAUCUAUCUAUCUAUCUAUCUAUCUAUCUAUCUAUCUAUCUAUCUGGAUCGCACGCACGCACGUUGA
This is a messenger RNA of Acanthosepion pharaonis, 486 nucleotides long. The record is from the annotation of a GenBank genome assembly. Lineage: Eukaryota; Metazoa; Mollusca; Cephalopoda; Sepiida; Sepiidae.